AUGGCUACCGUUACACAGGUUGCGGAGCUGCCUUUGCCUAUCCUACCUGAGGGAUGGAGUGCCGAAAAAGAUUUCAAGGCCAUUGGGCAGCUUUCUGAUGCUGUGCUGCGCAGUAUUGAGCCCGUCGGCCCUCACUUCCUUGCCCAUGCUCGCCGAGCUCGUCACAAGCGCACCUUCUCCGAAGAUGACCGCAUCCAGGCUCAAGAGAGCGCGAAGAAGGUUGAGGAUGGCGAUGAAAGCGACGAAAGCGAGGACGAGGAUCCCAUGAUGUUGCAACGCGAGGCCAAGGAUUGGAAAACACAAGAUCAUUACAAGGUCCUUGGCAUCUCCAAGUAUCGCUGGAAGGCUACUGAGGAACAGAUCAAGAAGGCCCACCGCAAAAAGGUUCUCAAGCAUCAUCCCGAUAAGAAGGCUGCCCAGGGCCACGCCGAAGAUGAUCAGUUCUUCAAGUGUAUCCAAAAGGCCACCGAAGUUCUUCUCGACCCUAUCAAGCGCCGGCAAUACGACUCUGUCGACGAAGAAGCCGACGUCGAACCUCCCACCAAAAAGCAACUUCAGAAAGGCGACUAUUACAAGCUUUGGACUAAGGUGUUCAAAUCUGAGGGCCGUUUCUCCAAAGUUCAUCCCGUUCCCACAUUCGGAAGCGCCGACGCGACGAAAGAACAGGUUGAAGAAUUUUACAACUUUUGGUACAACUUUGACAGUUGGAGAACCUUUGAGUAUCUCGACGAAGAUGUUCCCGAUGACAAUGAGAACCGUGACCAGAAGCGCCACGUCGAGCGAAAGAAUGCCAAUGCCCGCAAGAAGAAGAAGGCUGAGGACAACGCUCGUCUUCGUAAAUUGCUAGAUGACGCCUCUGCCGGGGACGAGCGUAUCAAGCGCUUCAGGCAGGAAGCCAACGCCGCCAAGAACAAGAAGAAGCUUGAGAAGGAAGCUGCCGAGAAGAAGGCGGCCGAGGAUGCCAAGGCGAAGAAGGAGGCCGAUGAGAAGGCCAAGGCCGAUGCUGAAGCCGCUGCCAAGGCUGACCGCGAAUCCGCCAAAAAGGCCAAGGAAGCCGCCAAGACGGCCGUCAAGAAGAACAAGCGCGUUCUCAAGGGUUCCGUCAAGGACGCCAACUAUUUUUCCACCGACGGAGACGCAUCGGCGGCUCAAAUCGAUGCUGUUUUGGGAGAUGUCGAGCUCAUCCAAGCCAAGAUUGACCCUGACGAGAUUGCUGCUCUGGCUGACAAGCUCAGUGGUCUUGCCAUUGGCGAGAAGAUCAAGGCAAUCUGGAGUGAUGAGGUUAAAAGACUCGUGGAAGCGGGUAAACUCAAGGAUGGUGAGGUCAAAUGCCUUGCAUAG
This is a messenger RNA of Ustilaginoidea virens, 1341 nucleotides long. RefSeq lists its product as uncharacterized. The coding region runs from base 1 to 1341 and encodes 446 amino acids. Gene Ontology annotation, molecular function: Hsp70 protein binding; ribosome binding. Gene Ontology annotation, biological process: 'de novo' cotranslational protein folding; regulation of translational fidelity. Gene Ontology annotation, cellular component: cytosol. The transcript is spliced from 2 exons. The record is from RefSeq and is a predicted model, not a curated record. Lineage: Eukaryota; Fungi; Ascomycota; Sordariomycetes; Hypocreales; Clavicipitaceae.